GUGUGUUUAAAAAUGGUAGAGGAGCAGCAGGAAAAGUUGCUGUGAUUGCUCGCUCUAAAAGUGUGCUGCUCAUGAGAUUUAUUGGUAAUAACUUAUUCAUGUUACAUAUAUUUAUUUGAAGUUAAAAUAAGACUACAUGGCUUUUUUGAAAAAAGCGCCAGAAGCAUUUAAAGAACUGCAGAAAGAAGUAAAAACUGAAGAAGAAUGGGAAAGUUUGUUGGAACACAAAGGCUUAUUGGUUGUUGAUGUCUUUGCUGGUUGGUGUGGCCCAUGUAAAGCUAUUGUAAACACAUUUCGUAAAAUAAAAAACGAAACUGGUGAUGAUUUAUUAAGUUUCGCUGUUGCUAAUACAGAUAAUAUUGAAUCACUAGUACAUUACCGUGGAAAGUCCCAGCCCACUUUCUUAUUCUAUGGUGAUGGCCAACUUGUCUAUGCUGUACGUGAUUGUAAUGGACCAUUGUUAAUUAAAUCCAUUGGUAGACUAUUAAAAACUGAACACGAAAUACUAGAAGGAAAUGCUGAAAGAGAAAUAUUUAUCGAUGAAGAAGUUGUAAGUAAGCCAACUGAAACUGAAAAGGAAGAUUCUGAAAAGAAUGAGUUGGAUGAAGAAGAGGAAGAACUAGCUUCAAGUAAACAUUCCAGGACAUCAACUGAAGUUGAUGUUCCGAAAGAAGUGGCAGUUGCAAUUAUAAAACCUGAUGCAGUUAAAGCUGGACUUGUUGAUCAAAUUAUUGAAGAGAUUAAAAAUGCUGGGCUAGAAGUUCUUCGUACAGAGGAACGCGUGUUGACAAGAGAAGAAGCAGCAGAAUUUUACAAACAACAUGAAGGGACCGAUCAUUUUGAGCAGCUCGUCGAUUUCAUGUCAAGUGGUCCUUGUAUGACAAUUGCUGUAACAAAACCUGGUGAAGAUAUCGGUAAAGAUCUCAUACCUGAAUUCAGAAGUUUAAUUGGUCCUGCGGAUGUUAAUAUGGCUAAAGAAGAAGCUCCUGAAAGUUUACGAGCAAAGUUUGGUACAGAUCCACUUCAAAACGCUCUCCAUAGCUGUGACUCUGGAGAAAGCGCUGCCAGGGAGUUAGCUUUUUUCUUCCCUGAUUUUAACCGUCCAGUUGUUACCGAAAAACGAAAGAAAAAAAGACUUCAACGAACAUUGGCUUUGGUUCGACCAAAUGCUUUACGUAACAGGAGAGAGUCGAUUAUUCAAAGUAUAGAAGAAGCUGGCUUCUUAAUCGCAAUGCAAAAAGAAGUUCACCUAACGAGAGAACAGGUGGAAGAAUUUUAUGCAGAACACAAAGAGCAGGACUACUUUGAAAAUCUGGUCUCCAGCAUGACCAGCGGCCCAUCUCUAGCCCUCUGUUUGGCUCGUGAAGAUGCUGUUAAAACCUGGAGAGAUAUGUUAGGGCCUAAAGUUAUUCCCAACACAGCACCUGUGGAUGAAAUAGAAGAAGAAAGAAGUGAAGAAGAGGAAACUAAGAAUGAAAAAGAAGUGAAUGAAACAGAUCUUCAACACUCCUCCAAAACGACUGAAGAAGAAGAAAAAAAAGAAGAAGAAGAAGAAGAAGAUAAGGAAGUCAAAUCAACUGAAGCAGGUGACCAAACUGAAGCAGGUGACCAAACUGAAGCAGGUGACCAAACUGAAGCAGGUGACCACACUAAAACUCUUGCACGAAAACCAUCCAAAGUAAGUUUACGUGUUAAAUUUGCCGAUCCUGACGAUAACAUAAAUCCCCUUCAUGGAGCGGAGUCAGAAGAUCAGGUCGAUAGAGAAAUGAAGAUUUUGUUUCCGAUGGAAACUACAGUGGCUGUUAUUAAACCUGACGUGUAUGAGAAAGAAGAGGAAAGGGAGGCGAUUAUAAGAAAGAUCAAGGAGUCUGGCUUUAAAAUUUCCGCUCAAAAGGAAGUAAAUUUAACUAAAGAAUUAGCUUCAGUGUUUUAUAAAGAGCAUGACGGAAAAGAGUUUUUUAAUAAACUUACUGACUACAUGAGCAGUGGACCUACGCAAUUUUUGAUCUUAUCACGAGAAGAUGCAGUGCAUGGCUUCAGAACAUUAAUGGGACCUGCCAAACCGGAAGAAGCCAAAGAAGUCGACCCUAAUUCUUUGCGCGCACAGUUUGCGAAAGAUGAAUUGAUGAAUGCUAUCCAUGGAACUUCGAGUAAAACUAAAGCUGUGGAAAUAAUAUCUGAAUUUUUCCCCGAUGUGCAAUUGGAUGAAAACGGAUUAGUCAUAGAAUCCAAAUCGGAAAACCCAUCUGCGGAAGAUGGCGCCAUAUUGGAAACAGCUGAAGGAGAUGGAAUAGCAUCCGAAUCUGUACCAGAUUCAGGAGUUGAAGCUACGUCUGUAGCAACCAAAGAAGCUGAAGAUAGCGCUGCACCUGCAAAAACAGAGGAUGUAUCUCCAAUCGGAAACGGUGUCACUGCUAGCAGUGAAGAUCAAGAAGCUGCUCCGGAAGGUGAAGCUACAAAGAAUUCAGAAAAAACCGAUACUGACGCUACUACUCGCCCUGAAGCUGGUGACUCCGCCAAAGAAGUAGCUUCUCCUGACGAAGUUGAAACUUCGCUACCCACAGGUACCCCUCCACCUAAUAAAACAAGUGCAGCACCUGAAGAUAUAGAGGCUGACGCAUCCACUGAUGACACAAGCAAUAAUAAACAAGAAUCCAAGGAAGAAAAGAGUGAAGAGACCAGUCAGGUAGACUCAACUGCACCAGAAGUAGAAGGUCAAAUUGAAAACAGUGAAACACCUGGGGAAGAAUCGAGAACUGAGUCUACUAGUGAAGACAAAGAUGCCACUACAGCCGACGAGAGUAGUCGGGAAUCAACACAAGUUUCGGAAGAAGAUAAAACUGGUACCGAGGUGUCAGUAACAGAAGCAAGUGCGACCGAAAAUACGGCAGCUGAGACAACUGCUGAUGAAACCACCACAAGUGAUGAGACAACAACAGACGCAGAGACUAGUCGCGAACCAACUGAAAUAAAAUCAGAACCGGAAACUACCGAAGGAUCUGAUACUACGUGAAGUUGUUUUGUAUAAUUAAAUUAAAAAUGAUUUUUUUUUUUUUUAAUUCUGGGGACCGAUGUAUAAAACGAAAAAAUUUGGGGUACUAUGCAUCAAAUAAAUGGUAUUCAUAUGGCUUUAUAUUGCAA
Molecule: messenger RNA, 3141 nt
Organism: Hydractinia symbiolongicarpus
Lineage: Eukaryota; Metazoa; Cnidaria; Hydrozoa; Anthoathecata; Hydractiniidae
Product: thioredoxin domain-containing protein 6-like
Exons: 22
Coding region: 137-3013 (958 amino acids)
Biological process (GO): UTP biosynthetic process; GTP biosynthetic process; CTP biosynthetic process
Molecular function (GO): nucleoside diphosphate kinase activity
Source: RefSeq, a predicted model, not a curated record